CAGCUUCAGUGGGUCUUUCUACAGUGUGUGUAAACUAAGGAUUUACAGUGUGUGUGAGAGAGCAGGCACACAUAUAUACACACACACACACACUCUUCCAGAGCUGUGUGUGUGUGUGUAUAUACACGGAUUGUGCGUGCGUGGGGGAUUAGUUAGCCCAAGAGUGAGACGGCACUGGAAUACAAAGUAGAAAUGUGAAGAGGAGAAACUUUUUAAAAACUACACCAACAUGCCAACAGAAGAGUUCCCGUUCUCCCCUGAUGUCUUACCCCCUCUGCUGGAGGUCCCCAUUCUUGAAGGGGCGGUGCUAAGCCAAGGGGCCUUCCGAAACCCCGCCCUCAGACACUGCUCCUCGCUCAGCAUGGAUUCUGCCCAGUGCAACGACCGACCUGUCAGCUACACCUCCACAUCCUCCUCCUCCUCGUCACGGGACAGCAACUGCUCAGCUGUGUUAGGCUCCGCCAUUGUGCGGGACCGAGAUUCUGGGGCGAUCCGACUGGAACUCGUCCCCGCCCGUCAGCUGGAGGAGGCAGAGCCACCUGCACCAGCCAAUCAGGAUGAAGAGCGUAAAGUGGCCUAUGUGGAUCAUGUAGUGCAGGAGAUCCUGGAGACAGAGAGGACAUACGUCCAGGACCUGCAGAGCAUCGUCCAGGAUUACUUUGAGUGUAUCAGUAAUCAGGCUCGACCCAUGUUGGGGUUGGAGGACAGGAAUUCACUCUUUGGAAACAUCCAGGAAAUUUACUGUUUCAAUAGGCAUCUCCUGUAUGAUUUGGAAAAGUGUAACGCAGACCCGGUGGCCAUCGCUCAUUGUUUUGUGGCGAAGAGUGAAGAAUUUCAUAUUUAUACACAGUACUGCACUAAUUAUCCAAGAUCUGUAGCCGUUCUCAGUGAGUGUAUGAGGAAUAAAUCAGUGGCAAAGUUUCUGCGUGAGCGUCAGGAGUGUGCGAAACACUCUCUUCCUCUCGGCUCCUUCCUGCUCAAACCUGUACAGAGGAUCCUCAAGUACCAUCUGCUGCUGCAUGAGAUCGCCACACACCUGGAGAAGGACUCCGAGAGACAUCCUGUGGUUCAGGAGGCUAUCGACACCAUGCAGAGGGUCGCCUGGCACAUUAAUGACAUGAAGAGGAAACACGAGAACACCGUCAGACUUCAGGAGAUCCAGAGUUUACUGACAAACUGGCAGGGUCCUGAUCUGAUUGGUUACGGUGAGCUGGUUUUAGAGGGAACGUUCCGGGUCCAGAGGGUGAAGAAUGAGAGAACGCUCUUCCUCUUUGACAAACUCCUCCUCAUCACCAAGAAACGGGAGGAAAACUAUGCAUACAAGGCACACAUACUGUGCUGUAAUCUGAUGCUGGUCGAAGUCAUUCCUAAGGAGCCACUGAGCUUCAGUGUGUUCCACUAUAAAAACCCGAAACUACAGCACACAGUUCAGGCCAAAUCUCAACAGGACAAGCGAACAUGGAUCCAGCAUCUGAAAAGACUCAUUCUCGAGAACCAUCCGGCAAAAAUUCCAGCCAAGGCCAAGAAGGCCAUUCUGGAAAUGGAUGUGCACCAGUUUAGCCCUGAGGGCCAGAACAGAAUCAACCUGAAAGAAGGUCCUUCACCCAGAAGAGCGCGCAGGAAGACGGAACCUUUGUCCAAACUGCUCAAAAACAAACAUGCGAUAUCCAGUCCAGAUAUACAGAAGCGAAGCAGUUUUGGUGCAACCCUUCUGUCACCUGUAGUCCAUCUGGGCACCAUUGGUCGAUCCCGUAGCCUCGUCAGCCAGUCACAGGAAUCGCUGGACCCUGGCGACCAUGGCGACCACAGUGACGUAGACGAGGGGUUACAUCCACAGGAUGCUGACGAUGAAGAUGACAGUGGACUGGGCUCUGGAGGUAAGCUACGUGUACCUGGAAAGAGUAGCAGAAAGAGGCUAAAUGCCCAGGUAUCAGUGGACAGCAUCGACCAGUGGAAGAACCAUAGCCUUGACCAUAUUGAUCUACAGACAGCCAAAGAGUCUCUUCAGAAAGAGACAGUGCACACACCUAUCUUACGGGUGACCUGUCCUUCAGAAACACGGGUUGAUGAUCAAUUUUCCCAGUUGCUGGGUAGAAGCAGUGGACAUUCUGUCCCAAAUAUAUGGGCGGACCACAGGGUGCGUCGAGCCAUGUUCCCUACUCGUCAAAAGACUGUCCAAAUUGAUGACGAUGAAGACAUUUAUCAGAUGUUUGUUCCAACUGAAAAUGACACAAGUGGGCAUGAUGCAGAAAGCGAUCAUGACGCAGUUGAUGAUCGUCCUGGACGCCCGUGCAGCUGGCAUGUUGAACAGACAAAGUCAGGGCAGUUAGACCUCCCAGCCAGCAGGGGAAAAGUUUUACGGAGGGCAAGUAGUGUUGGAGAGCAGCAGAGCGAGCGACAAAGUCCUACGAAGAGAGCUGCCCUCAAAGAAGAAGUACACGAUAAUACAGAGUCAUCAAGUAAUGAGAUAUCUGGAUCUUCCUCAGCAGAACAGCUAACAAUUGAUGAUAUUGAGAAUGUUUAUGACAAUAUUAGCUAUGAAGAACUGCAGGCCAUGGGACUGAUUCGGAAGGAUCUGGAGGUUAAUCACUCCUCAUCAGAAGAGAAACCAGUUGUACCUCCACAAAUCUUAGUUUCUCCAGUUGAAUUCAAGAGCUCCUCUGAAAGCAACAGGUCUUCAGGUCAAGAGGGAGCACCAUUUGAAUCUGCUGUGCAGACACCCGAUGAAGAGGAAAAUGUCUAUGAUACCAUUGUGUUUCAUGACCUGCCACCUUCGGUCUCUGAGAAAGGAAAAGGAAAUGAACAAGCAGACAAACAGGAUUACCAGCACUCACCCAUGAAAGACUUGACAUUUAGCCAGAACACAGGAACUGUUGUUAUAGAUGAAACACCAAAUCUGGAGUACAGCAAAGCAACAACUCGACCCCUUCCUCAGAUUCCCACUGUUUCAAUUACUGAUAUGGACAGACCAUCAACUUUGGAUAAAACUUCCGAGCAAUCUGUGGCUGAUCACAUGUCAGAGCAAGUUGAUGAGAUCUGGAAUGAUUUGGAAAAUUACAUCCGGGAUAAUGAAAAGAAACCAGACAAGCUUCCUGCUGCAUUCCCUGUCAAUAGACCAGAAUCCCCACGCAAGAUUCGUGAUUCUCAAGGUAAAAAGGAAAGUUCUUUGGAUAAAUUACACAACUCUCCAACAAAGGCAGUCAAAUCUCAGCCAAAAUCACAAGAAUCUCAAGAAAAGACACGGAAAUCGCAUCAAUCUCCUAGCAAAAAAUGUAGUUCUGGACGCAAAACUACUGACUCUCAAGUCAAAACAGAUGUUGCAAAGAAGGUAAAGAAAAGCACAUCAUCACCCAGUUCUCCAGCCUUCCACCCUAUUCCAACAUUUAAAUUUCCAGUGCUCAGUGUUCCCAAACUUGUGCGAGAACCUACAUUUGAGAUUGAUGAGCCUGAAUCCCCUCCUUCAACACCUCCUGCUACACCUUCUCAUUCCCAGGUCUCCACCUCUGCUCCCCAGGUCUCCACCUCUGCUCCCCAGAUCUCCACCUCUGCUCCCCAGGUCUCCACCUCUGCUCCUCGGGUAUCGACCCAGGUCUCCACCUCUGCUCCCCAGGUAUCAAUCCAGGUCUCGAGCCCUGCGAUCCAGGUCUCAAGCCCCGCUCCCCAGGUCUCUUGCCCCGCUCCCCAGGUCUCGGGCCCCGCUCCCCAGGUCUCGGGCCCCGCUCCCCAGGUCUCGGGCCCCGCUCCCCAGGUCUCGGGCCCCGCUCCCCAGGUCUCUUGCCCCGCUCCCCAGGUCUCGGGCCCCGCUCCCCAGGUCUCGUGCCCCGCUCCCCAGGUCUCGAGCCCCGCUCCCCAGGUCUCGAGCCCCGCUCCCCAGGUCUCGAGCCCCGCUCCCCAGGUCUCGAGCCCCGCUCCCCAGGUCUCGAGCCCCGCUCCCCAGGUCUCCACAUCUGUUCCACAAGUCUUGAACCCUUUACCUCAAGUCUCCAACCCUGUCAGCCAAGUCUCAAGUCCUGUUCCCCAUGUCCAAGUCUCCUGCCCUAUUCCUGAAAUCCAAAUCUCCAGCCCUGAACCUCCACCUGGCACAGUCAAGAGCAUUCGGAACAAAUUAGCUAGGCUUAGCAGUGGAAGUUUCCGCAUGGAUGAUGAGGAUCCUCCUACACAGAAAGACCCUGAGCUGCAAACACUGUUUAGUGGUCUGGACCCUGCUUUCUUACCUCUGACAUCUUCUGGUCUUCUUUUGGCUGGAGAUGCUGGCGACCAGCUUCUGGAUUUAGGGGAGAAAGGUAGAAACAGAGUAUUCCUUAUGGCAAGACAAUACAGCCAGAAGAUCAAGAAGGCGAAUCAGCUGUUGAAAAUGAAGAGCAUGGACCAUGAGCCCAGCUGCACAAGACUCAGGACAAACAAGGCAAAAGAUUUAGCUGCGAUUCUGGAAGAGAAAAAGCAAGGUGGAGCUGCUAUAGGAGCAAGGAUAGCUGAGUAUUCUCAUUUAUAUGAGCAAGUGAUGUUUAAGGAGCCUUCUACUACUACUCCAGUGCUGAAAUCUUCAGCUAGCGUGUCAGGACCUCACCCGUUGUACUCACGCUCAAGUUUGGCUUCCUCCCCAUCUCUACCUGAGAGUGCUUUCCCAGAGACUGACUGGUUAAACUGCACCUACAGCAAUGGCGAACUUGCUGGCUUUGUGUCCUGGCCUGCUGAAGUUGAAGGGUGCUCUUCGACCCCUCAGCAAAAGUUGUCUCCUGCAAUAUCUGCCCCUCCCUUGAAGAACCUUCCCCCACCUCUGAGCACUCCAUCCAAUCAACGCUGGAGUGGCUGUGUGACUCCAGCCAGCAAAGAUGACUCUGAACAUGUUUAUAGCACAUUGGGGCAGCACAAUUUUAAAACUCCACUCUAUAGCCGCUGUCAGUCCUCGUCCUCGUUGGCCGAGCAGCAAGAGAAAGAGAACAGCAGGAGUUUUGGAAAUCUGGGACAAACCAGUCGUCCAGGAGAGGAUGCGAUUGCAGGACAUGGUCUUGGGCCUCGGCAGCGCAGCCUUCCUGAGAGUCCUGCCCACACGACCUCGGACCUUUCCCAGUCAUGUGAUCUCACACUAAGGGACUCUCAGCAAGUGCUGGUGCUGGACAGACAGACAAAUCUGAAUGCGAUCAGUGCCACACAGAACUACCUGGCCAAUUUCAAAGACAACGGCGAUGAUGAUGAUGAUUAUGUCGAAAUCCGAUCUGAGGAUGAGAGUGAUGGCAUGGAAAAGGGCUGUACAGUGAGCCCACAAUCAGCUCUGCACAGCUAUGUCUGGAAUGACCCCGAUGACAGUCAGCAAGCACUCAAUCAGCCCAAAAUUGUCCAGUCACUGCGAGAGAAGUUCCAGUGUCUUGGUUCCAGCAGUUUUGCAUAAGGAAUGGACACUACUGGAGUUUAAUUCUACCUGGAGUUGCAAAGAUAAAGGCAAUUGAAUAUUACCACAUGGAAAAUGUUACAUGAUAAAUUAUAGGAUUACGACAAGUUAGGUAAACGAUUUGCAUCAGAGCUUCAGUGGAUCUUAAGUCCUUAGUAUAUGCACUCACAAUUCACUCAAAUAUGACACCUCGUAUUUUUCAUUCAUAUAAUAACUGGUAAUGCACUAAACACAUUUUGCCAUAAGUAUAGAUUCAAAUAAAAGAUUUCCUGUUUAAAUUCCUUUUUUUUAUAAUGGUAUUGAUCUUGACUUGAACUUGCAUGAUUGGGCUGAGGACCGUCUAUCAGUCUGAGAGAGUUUCUUUUUAAGUGUUAAGAUUUUUCAUCAGAUUUUAGCACUUCCUUUCUCAAGCCACAACCUAGCAGCCAUUUUGCUAAGAAUUCCACCGCAAAACAUUUCAGGUAGCGUUUGAAAAAUUUUAAUUUGUUGAUCUAACUUAACGUUUCCGCAACCAUUGACGCAAAGCCGAUAUAUUAGUGGCUGUCCGUAAUCGAUCAGGCUGCCUUUACAGUUGCUACAUAAAGAAAAUUAGGUUGUUAUCUACUGUUACCGGUUAUGUCUGCAUGACCGUGUGUUCUCAAAGGCCAAAAAUACAUUAAAAAUACACAUAUAUUUUACUAGGUAUUAAUAGGAAUCAAUAUAUACUGUAUAUAAGCCAUAGAUAUAUUUUAGAUAGUUUGAUAAAGGAGGCCUAUCCAUGCUUGCCAUUGGUCAGAUAAAGUUUUUUCUUGAUAUGUUUCUGUUUGCCUCACAUUUAAAGUAUACGCCUGACUAAGGCUUUAAGAGAAAUUAUUUAGUACUGUCAUCAAUAAGCAAUAAGUCAUAAUUUAGGCUAAUUUUAAAUCAUUACUGAGAGGACCAGGUUAGCACCAGGUUACUUACAGACUCACAGUAAGAACUGUUGUAUAUUUCAUUUAGGCAUUUCUGCUUUUGUUCAAAAAGUUUCACAAUCACUUGCUCUCACUGUCCAACCCCACAGAUUUAUCACUAGUUAAAUUACUUUAACAAAAAACACUGGUUCUUCACACACACAUCGUUUGUCACUCGUUUGACACGUUUAGAAUCACAUUAAAAUUUUUCAGAUUUUUAUUUAUUUAUUUGCUUUUAAUUGCCGUCCUGUUUGAGAUAUUCCAAGUCUAACGUAGUAAUAUUUAUUAAAUAUCUACUGUCAGUAGCAAUAAUUUGGUUUAAGUUGUUUACAGUUAUUGUCGAUUUUCUUCCCCACGAGCACUGAGCAAGACUAUCGCCAUAUUGGAACAAAUAAAUAAAGAUAGAAUUAUUAAAAUCCAGUUAUUAUCUUCAGUGAAAAUGUACCAAAUUGGUAAAAAAAAAAUUAUAUAUAUAUAUAUAAAUGAAGUAUGUUUAUAAGUUCCAUGUUUUUUGUUUUUUUGUACAUUGUUCCUUGUUUCACUGGGGAUUGCUAUCAUUUGUCCAUCUGGUUUGCACUUUUUUUAUUUUUAAUUUUUUAUUGCUUUUUUAUUUGUUAUGAUGUACAUUUUAGAUUGUCAUUGAGUGUUGCCAUAGUUUUGCUCUGUCUUAAUUUUAAAUUAAAUGUACUGUAUCUUUUGUUUUUAUAAAACUGCCUAGUUGUAACUGCUCAAGGAAACUGAUGUAUCAAAGGCAAUAAAUAAAAUUUCAGUUCAAA
This is a messenger RNA of Tachysurus vachellii, 7094 nucleotides long. RefSeq names its product pleckstrin homology domain-containing family G member 1. Lineage: Eukaryota; Metazoa; Chordata; Actinopteri; Siluriformes; Bagridae. The record is from RefSeq and is a predicted model, not a curated record. The transcript has 19 exons. Gene Ontology annotation, molecular function: guanyl-nucleotide exchange factor activity. The coding region runs from base 230 to 5389 and encodes 1719 amino acids.